Messenger RNA from Vitis riparia (riverbank grape), 2907 nucleotides. Its product is annotated as probable disease resistance protein At4g27220. The coding region runs from base 1 to 2907 and encodes 968 amino acids. The transcript is spliced from 4 exons. NCBI's taxonomy places the organism in Eukaryota, Viridiplantae, Streptophyta, Magnoliopsida, Vitales, Vitaceae. Gene Ontology annotation, molecular function: ADP binding. The record is from RefSeq and is a predicted model, not a curated record.
AUGGCAGAAAUUCUUAUUUCCGUUGCAGCAAAAGUUGCAGAGUGCCUGGUUGCUCCCAUUGUACGUCCACUGGGUUAUCUGUUUAAUUACCGUAGCAACCUUGAUAAGCUUGAGGAACAAGUUGAGAAUCUGGGUGAUGCAAGGGGGAGGCUGCAGCGAGAUGUGGAUGACGCUAAUAGGCAAGGGGAUGAGAUCGAACCUGAUGUCCAGAGGUGGCUGACACGUACAGAAGGGAUCAUCCAAACGGCAAGGACAUUGAUUGAAGAUGAGAACGCUGCAAACACGAGCUGUUUCAAUUUAAAGUUGCGGUACCAGCGAAGCAGGCAAGCGAAGAAGCAGUCUGGGGAUAUUUGUAAAAUGCAAGAAGAAAAUAACUUUCCCAGGGUAGCAUAUCGCCCUCCUCCACAAGGGAUAUGGUCUCCACGCCUCAGAGAUUGUGAAGCUUUCAAAUCGAGAGAAUCUCUUUUAAUCGAAAUUAUGGAGGCCUUGGGAAAUGAUGAUAUCAGGAUGAUUGGUGUGUGGGGGAUGGGCGGUGUGGGCAAAACCACCCUUGCCAAUCAAGUAGCGAAAAAGGCCGAGGAAGAUAAGUUAUUUGAAAAGGAAGAGGAAUUGGGAAGAGCAGACCGCAUAUGUAAAAGUUUGAACAAACACAAGACGGUCCUGGUGAUUUUGGAUGACAUUUGGGAGGAACUUAGUUUGGCAAAAAUCGGAAUUCCUUAUGGAGAUGUUCAUAAGGGGUGUAAAGUGCUGCUGUCUUCCAGAGAACAUGCUGUGUUGUCUAGAGAGAUGGGUACUCAGAAAAACUUCCAUGUUCAACAUUUAUGUGAAAAGGAAGCCUGGAGUUUAUUUGAGAAUACAGCAGGUGAUUCAGUGGAGAAGUUUGAAUUGCGCCCCAUAGCACUUGAAGUGGUUAAAAAAUGUGAGGGUCUACCAGUUGCCAUUGUAACAAUUGCAAAGGCAUUAAAAGGCGAAAGUGUGGCUGUAUGGAAGAAUGCCUUGGAAGAACUGAAGAGGUCUGCACCAACAAACAUCAGGGGAGUGAGUAAAAACGUAUACUCAUGUCUGGAGUUGAGCUACAACCACUUGGAAGGUGAUGAAGUGAAGCGUUUGUUCUUACUUUGUGGUAUGCUGGGCUAUGGUGAUAUUUCAAUGGAUCAAUUGUUAAAAUAUGGCAUGGGUUUGGAUUUAUUUGAACACGUGAGUUCAUUGGAGCAAAUAACAAAUAAACUAGUGACAUUGGUCAAAAUCCUCAAAGACUCAAGCUUGCUGCUUGAUGUUGAAGAUGGAUAUGGCUAUGAAGGUGAGUGGCCAGGUGUGUUGUUCGGAUAUAAUGACGAAAACAAGCCUGUCAGAAUGCAUGAUGUUGUUGGUGAUGUUGCCAGAGCAAUUGCAGCAAAAGAUCCUCAUCGAUUUGUUGUGAUCAAAGAAGCUCUUGUAUUAGAAGAAUGGCAAAGGAAGGAGGAGUUCAGAAAUUGCAGUCGUAUAUCUUUGCAAUGCGGAGAUCUCCGUGAGCUUCCGGAAAGAUUGGUAUGUUCCAAACUUGAAUUCUUUUUAUUGAAUAAUAAUGAUCCUUCUUUGAGAAUUCCAAACACAUUUUUUCAAGUGACGGAACUACUAAAAGUUUUGGACUUGUCUGCACUGGAUCUUACACCACUGCCUUCAUCACUUGGUUUUCUUUCCAAUCUUCGAACAUUGCGUGUAUACGGAUGCCCAUUCCAAGACAUAGCAGUAAUUGGAGAACUAAAGAAACUACAAGUUCUUAGUUUUGAAAGAUGCGAAAUUGAACGAUUGCCGAAAGAAUUCAUGCAAUUGACUGAUCUAAGGGCGCUGGACUUGUGGGAUUGCUCUCAUCUCGAAGAAAUUCCACGGAAUGUCAUAUCAAGUUUAUCUCGAUUGGAGCAUUUAUGUUUAGCAGAAUCUUUUACCAAAUGGGGGGCUGAAGGAUCUGGUAGUGGAGAAAGCAAUAAUGCUUGCCUUUCUGAGCUGAACAACUUGUCCUAUUUGAAGACUUUAUGUAUAGAAAUAAGAGAUCCCAAUUUGCUAUCAAAAGAUCUGGUCUUUGAGAAGCUUACCAGAUAUGUGAUAUCAGUGUCUUCCAUGGCAAGAUUUGUUGAUUAUAAGAGAUCCGCAAGAACGUUGAAGCUCUGGAGGGUUGACAGACAUUGUUUGGUGGACUGCUUUUCCAAGCUGUUCAAGACAGUUGAAGAUUUAGAAUUGUAUGAGUUGGAGGACAAAGAAACUAAACAUGUUCUUUACGAGUUGGAUACAGAUGGUUUUCUUCAACUCAAGUUUCUCCGUAUAAAUGAUUGGCCUGGGAUUCAAUACAUUGUUGACUCGACCAAAGGGGUCCCACCACACAGUGCCCUUCCUAUCUUGGAGGAAUUGGAGAUUGAUGGCCUCGAGAACAUGGAUGCAGUAUGCUAUGGCCCAGUUCCAGAGAGAUCUUUUGGGAAGUUACGUUCUCUAGCAGUGCAUCGUUGUAAGAGGUUGAAAUCUUUCAUAUCCCUUCCCAUGGAGCAAGGAAGGGAUGGAUGGGUGUUACGUAAAAUGGGAUCCUCGGAUUCGACACGGGACUUCUCCUCCACAGGAAGCAGUGCUACCCAGGAGUUAUCUAGGACUGAUGUUCCCACACCAUUCUUCAAUGAACAGGAUGCAUUCCUUCAUUUGGAGCAAUUGAUCUUAAAGGGCUCCAAGAUGAAAAUAUGGCAAGGCCAAUUUUCAGGGGAGUCAUUUUGCAAGCUGAGACUUCUGAAGAUAAGAAAGUGUCACGACAUUUUGGUUGUGAUCCCCUCCAAUGUGCUUCCAAAGUUGCAUAAUCUAGAGGAACUUCAUGUGAGCAAGUGUAAUUCAGUGAAAGAGGUAUUCGAACUUGUUGAUAAGGAAUAUCAAGUUGAGACACUCCCAUGA